Sorghum bicolor (sorghum) is the source of this 3371-nucleotide messenger RNA. Its product is annotated as putative disease resistance RPP13-like protein 3. Bases 267 to 3047 code for a protein of 926 amino acids. The record is from RefSeq and is a predicted model, not a curated record. The transcript has 5 exons. Gene Ontology annotation, biological process: defense response to other organism. Gene Ontology annotation, molecular function: ADP binding. Lineage: Eukaryota; Viridiplantae; Streptophyta; Magnoliopsida; Poales; Poaceae.
UGACCGCAAUACCCAAUACACAGUUAACGUUAGCCGUGGUUUAAAUAAUGGAGACUUGGGACAGAUUCCUUGAGUCUGGAGAAAAGCACUGAUUUCAUUUGUUUAUGCGGCUCUUCCCAGAUCAGAUGCGUCUCCGCUCAACCCCAUUCGAGCAAACUCCUGCACCACUCUUCAAUCCCCACUGCUCACUACUGACCAUCCGUUCUCUCACCUACGGGCUCCAUGAAACCUUGGGAUAUCAGUAGUCAGUAGUGACCUUGGGGGCCAUGGAGUUUGCGACUGGGGCACUGGGCACCCUGCUUCCCAAGCUAGGACAGCUGCUCCAAGAUGAGUACAACCUUCAGAAGGGAGUGAAGAAAGACAUCCAGUUCGUCAGGAAAGAGCUGGAGAGUAUGCAUGCCGCCCUCCGCGAUGUCGGAGAGGUGCCACAGGAGCAGCUCAAAGAAGUAAUUAGGAUCUGGGCUCGGGAUGUUCGGGAGCUCUCCUACGACAUGGAGGACAUAGUUGACACCUUCCUGGUGCGUGUCCAGGGCUCCGAGCCUCCCAGCAAAAGGAGUGUGAAAAGGUUCGUCAAGAAGAUGACAAGUAUUGUGAGCAACGCCAAGACUCGCCAUGACAUUGGCCAAGAGAUCAAGGACAUCAAGGAGCGUGUCAAAGACGUGGCCGAGCGACGUGACAGGUACAAGGUUGAUGCUAUUACUCCUACCAAAACCUCAGUCGACCCUCGCAUAACAGCUCUGUACACUAAAGCGGCUAGCCUUGUGGGCAUUGAUAAGCCAAGGGAAGAGCUGAUCUCGAUGUUGACAAAGGAAGAUGGUGGCGAGUCGUCUGUUGAAGAAAGGAUAGUCUCUAUUGUUGGCUUCGGAGGACUAGGCAAGACAACGCUUGCUAAAGCAGUUUAUGACAAGAUUAAACAGCAAUACAAUUGCACGGCUUUUGUGUCGGUGUCUCGUGAUCCUGAUAUUAUAAAAAUUUUGAAGGACUUGCUUUAUGAGCUUGAUAGAAAUGAGUACAUGGGCAUUCACAACACAGCAUUGGGUCAACAUCAUCUUACUGACCUUGUCCAAGAAUUUCUCAAAAAUAAGAGGUACCUCAUUGUUAUUGAUGAUAUAUGGGAUACAAAACCAUGGGAGAUGAUACGGUGCGCGCUACCUGAGAAUGGCAAGAAAAGCGGAGUACUCACAACUACCCGCAUAACUGAUGUUGCUGAGCAUGUUGGUGGUUGCUAUAGGAUGAAACUUCUUACUCAAGAGAGCUCUAAAAUCUUAUUCUAUGGACGAAUAUUUGGGUCUAUAGACAAGUGUCCUCCACAAUUUUCUGAUGUAUCUGAAAAUCUUUUGAAGAAAUGUGGAGGUGUCCCAUUAGCCAUCGUAACCACAUCUAGCUUGCUGGCUAAUAAGUCAAGAAAUGUAAAUGAGUGGCAGGAUGUGUGUGACUCAAUUGGUUCUGGACUAAGAAACAAUCCUGGUAUGGAUAGUAUGAGGAAGAUAUUGCUGCUUAGCUAUUAUGAUCUGACUCCACAAUUGAAGACAUGCUUACUAUAUCUAAGUAUAUUUCCGGAAGAUUAUCAGAUCAAUAAGCUGCGGUUGAUAGAGAGAUGGAUAGCCGAAGGAUUCGUCCAACAAGGAGAUGGGAGGCAAAGCUUGCAUGAGAUUGGACAGAGUUACUUCAAUGAACUUCUAAAUAGAAGCCUGAUCCAGCCAGCAGACAUGGAUGAGGAUGAAAUGAAUCUUUUUUCUUGCCGGGUUCAUGAUAUGGUGCUAGAUCUCAUUUGCUCCUUGUCAAGAGAUGAAAGUUUUGCUACCACAUUAAAUGGUGACUGCAAGGAAAUCACUUCUUCUUUGGAAAGCAAGGCUCGGAGGCUCUGUAUCUAUAAUACCACUUGGCCUAGUAUUAACAUGUCAACAUUGAGGUCGCUCACUAUCAGCAGUUAUGCUUUAAUUAACACUAUGCCACCCCUUUCAUGCUUUUAUCUUCUGCGAGUAUUGGAUCUUGAAGGAUGCGAUCUUAGUGAUCAUUCAAGUAUAGAUUUUGUUGGUAAAUUACUUCACCUGAGGUAUCUAAGUCUAUCAAGCACUGGAUAUGCUGGCGACAUCCCAAGAGAGAUAGGGAAGCUACUGUUUUUGCAGUCAUUUUGGUUCGAUGGAACUGACAUAAAAGUACUGCCAUUGAGUAUCUUCGGGCUGAGACAAUUAAUGAGCCUUUGUGUUGGGGACAGUACAAGGCUGCCAACAACAAGUGGGUUGAGAAAUCUAUCGUCUCUGGAGCUGUUACAGAUUAAUGUGGAUUCUACAUACAUUGCAGAACAGCUAGGCUAUCUGACACAACUGAGGGCAUUGAUGGUUAUGCUGAUCAUAAAGGACAAGGAAGGCAGAUGGGAUGAAAGCAUGUGCAGAGUUCUGGUGCGGUCCCUUGGCAAACUGCACAAAAUCCAAAGUCUAGGAGUAGUAAUCCCAGAUGACGUGGAUGUUGAUCUUGAUGGUUCAGUGGACUCCCUGCGCAGCCUAUCCAAUCUUGGUAUUUAUGGAACCAGUCGGUUGCCGACAUGGAUCGAUCCCACAUCAUUUCUCCUCCUAUCCUUGCUGGACAUAAAGGUGGGUCAGAUUAGAUGUGAGGACAUCCAAGUCUUUGGCAUGCUGCAGGCUCUUCUUGUUCUGGAAGUGAAAGUGGAUGGCGCCAAACAAAUGUUUGAGAGGUUCAUGGUUACCGUGGAUGCCUUCCCAUGUGUGACACGGUGCAAAUUCUCUGGGUUUUCAACAGUGCCAUCUAUGUUCCCACCUGGAGCUAUGCCCAGGCUUCAACGUUUUAAAUUCUAUAUCCGACCAGAGGAUUUCGGUGGUCAUAGUGAAAUUACUGUUGAUGACCUGGCCCUAAGCCACCUGCCAUCCCUUCAGAACGUUCGGGUUCGCCUUGAUGGAGAGGAGACAUUGAGUGAAGAGUUAGCAUUGAAAGUAAAAGAGACACUGAGGAACGAGGCACGUGCCCACCCCAACCAUCCUAAUAUUGAUAUCCGAAUUGAUGAGGAGUGGAUCCAGUUGUGCAUGUAAUCGUUGGACGUACAUCGGCUUUACUCUAGAUUCAGCAACAACCCCAGCAUUUCCACUUUUCACGGUGCAGCUUUACUCUACCAUCGACAUCAAUGACCAAUUGGCCAUUCCAACACUCACAUUGUUCUUGGUUACUUGAUCAUGCUCGAUGAAUCUCUGUAGAUCCACUUGGCUUGCUCAAGGUUUCAGUUUACUAUGUUCGUUAGACUUUCAGUAACAGUUGAUCGUGCCGAGCUGAUGGCUUUCUAUAUUUUAUCCUGUCAUGUAUGUACAAUUAAGUUUGUGCCAUACACUUGUUUUGCAAAAUUAUUGGAGGUACACUCA